AAUUAUCAGCCAUUUUGGCGUUCUUGGUUGAGUUUUGUGGUUCGAGGUUGAGUGGUCGUUCCCCUGGCGUUUGUUUCGUUUAUUUGAGCCUUUUUGGAGCGUGUGUAGCGGAUAAUAUUGUUGAAGUAUUUUUCCGUAUUUUUUGAGACAAAGAAUAUCCGUAAGGGAUAUUUAUCGAGCAGUUGAGGUUAUUGAAACAUAACGAUUUGGAAGAAACGAUAGAAUGUCGAUUGGAGUACCGAUUAAAGUGCUGCAUGAGGCGGAAGGCCACAUCAUAACCUGCGAGACCAAUACCGGUGAAGUUUAUCGUGGGAAAUUGAUCGAGGCUGAGGACAAUAUGAAUUGUCAGAUGCAGGGGAUCACGGUGACGUACAGGGAUGGAAGGUCUGCACAGUUGGAGAAUGUUUACAUUCGGGGGUCUAAGAUUAGGUUUCUCAUACUGCCUGAUAUGUUGAAAAAUGCUCCGAUGUUUAAGAGACCUGGGGGGAAGGGCUCUGGCACUGCUGGACGUGGAAAGUCUGCGAUACUUCGGGCACAAGCAAGAGGACGAGGACGAGGGCAGAAUCAAAGAGGCAGAGGCACGGGCUCUGCCCCUUGGCUCAAUCAACAGAAUCAACCUGGUGGGUCAGCUCCUGGCAGAGGAAGGGGCUAAUAACUUGGAUUCCCACUCUAUGCUGAUAAGAUUCUUAGAUAUAAGGAACUAUUAUCAUACCCAACUAUUUUUCUUCAUCAACUUCUGAAUGAUUGAUUAUCGUAUGUUCAGGUAUUUUUUAUCGAAGAAGUGUGGGGAGGAUAUUUGCUUUGGCAAGUAUCGUUUGUGAAAUA
This is a messenger RNA of Diachasma alloeum, 825 nucleotides long. It is a transcript of the gene SmD3, whose product is annotated as small nuclear ribonucleoprotein Sm D3. Gene Ontology annotation, biological process: RNA processing; spliceosomal snRNP assembly. The record is from RefSeq and is a predicted model, not a curated record. The transcript is spliced from 2 exons. Gene Ontology annotation, molecular function: RNA binding. Bases 224 to 652 code for a protein of 142 amino acids. Gene Ontology annotation, cellular component: U5 snRNP; spliceosomal tri-snRNP complex; commitment complex. NCBI's taxonomy places the organism in Eukaryota, Metazoa, Arthropoda, Insecta, Hymenoptera, Braconidae.